AAAAGGGCACUAAAGCCCACCAACACAUACUCUUAAAUUUAACAAUGGCUUUUGGAAACAUCCAAGAACCAGACGGGGAGAUCCUAAAGAAUGUUUGGGAGAACUUCAUCAGAAAACCAGAAACCGGUACAAGAUCAGUCCAUGUUCAAGAAGUUUCCACGACUUGGGAAGCAUUGCCAACACUUGAUGACAUAUCAAAAGAAUCAAAAGGAAGCCUUCCAACCAUAGAUAUGUCAAUGGAGGCCAAGGAAUGGGCCGAGAUUCUCGACUCCAUUGCUUCUUUCCCAAGCGAAACCAAUCGUGAGCCGUUAACCAACCCUACUGGUUCACGUUCUCUGUCUUCUCCGGUUUCUUGCAAAACAAGGAAAUACAGGGGAGUAAGGAGGCGUCCUUGGGGGAAAUUCGCAGCAGAAAUAAGGGAUUCGACGAGAAAUGGUGUUAGAGUUUGGCUCGGGACGUUCCACACUGCAGAAGAAGCAGCUAUGGCUUACGAUAAAGCCGCAGUUAGAAUCAGAGGAGUACAAAGAGCUCACACCAAUUUUCAAAUCGAGACGGUUAUAAAAGCUAUGGGAAUGGAGUGCAGCCGAAGUUACUACCCGAUAAACCGUUCAAGUACGUCUCAACCUUUAAGUAACUACCAUGAGACCGGAGGAAAAGAGACAAUUAGGUCCUAUAAUGAUAGAGUUGUUGAUGGGAUGGUCGACAACAGUUGUGCCUUUAGUUAUUGUUCGACUCAGGAAUGUUUGGACAUCUGUGGAAUGGUUGGGGAUGAAGAAACUUGUACAGGUUCAAGAAAGAGACAAAGAAGAGAUGAAGAUUGUAUAAUGCUUCAACUUCAAGAAGUUGAGACUGAUGAUAAGAAGAUGGCUAGCAGGGGAGAAGAGAAAUGUGAUGUGUUUGGUUUGUUUGAGUUUGAGGAAUUUGGAAGUGAUAAC
This is a messenger RNA of Brassica oleracea var. oleracea, 935 nucleotides long. RefSeq names its product ethylene-responsive transcription factor ERF091. Lineage: Eukaryota; Viridiplantae; Streptophyta; Magnoliopsida; Brassicales; Brassicaceae. The transcript has a single exon. Gene Ontology annotation, molecular function: DNA-binding transcription factor activity; DNA binding. The annotation marks the transcript as partial. The record is from RefSeq and is a predicted model, not a curated record. Gene Ontology annotation, biological process: ethylene-activated signaling pathway; regulation of DNA-templated transcription.